AAGAGUGACAUUCCCUGGGCGUCUCGGUGGGAUAUGUAUCUGUCCAUGUCGGAUGCGCGUGUACAUUGGCUAUCCAUGCUCAAUAGUCUGUUGAUUGUGCUGUUCCUGUCUGGUAUCGUCGCCAUCAUUAUCAUCCGCACACUCAGGAGGGAUAUUGCACGGUAUAACGAUCUGGAAGGUAAGUGA
Molecule: messenger RNA, 186 nt
Organism: Sphaeroforma arctica JP610
Lineage: Eukaryota; Ichthyosporea; Ichthyophonida
Exons: 1
Biological process (GO): protein localization to membrane
Cellular component (GO): membrane
Source: RefSeq, a predicted model, not a curated record